AUGGACAAUGAUAAUUUGUUACAACUAGAUGAAAUAGAAGAAGUUGAAAUGAAUAAUAAUAUAUUAGUAUUAGCAAUUCCUAAACUAUUAAGCAAUAAAAUACAGUCUAAAAAACAUUCAGUAUGCCAAGGUCUUCAAUCUGAGCAAAUUUCAAAUUAUAUUAAACAUACUCCA
Scutellospora calospora is the source of this 174-nucleotide messenger RNA. The record is from the annotation of a GenBank genome assembly. NCBI's taxonomy places the organism in Eukaryota, Fungi, Glomeromycota, Glomeromycetes, Diversisporales, Gigasporaceae.